UAAACCAAAAAACCUGAUAGGAACUACCGCACUCGUCCAGCGUCGCGACGGAACUCUUUUGCUGCAACACACAACCCGUCUGGUGCUGUUUAGGAUCCUCAACGGCGGGUUUCAUGGCGGGAGGAGAAGCAACAAACGUGGACCUCAGCAGGAAGUUUGUGUCCGAGACAGAGCUCGAUGAGAAGAGGAAGAAGAGACAGGAGGAAUGGGAGAAAGUCCGGAAGCCUGAGGAUCCGGAGGAGGUGCCAGAGGAGGCGUACGACCCACGCUCGCUCUUUGAGCGGCUGCAGGAGCAGAAAGACAAGAAGCAGCAGGAAUUUGAGGAGCAGUUUAAAUUCAGGAACAUGGUGAGAGGUUUGGAUGAGGAUGAGAGCAGUUUCUUGGAUGAAGUCUCGCGGCAGCAGUGCCUAGUGGAGAAGCAGCGGAGGGAUGAGGAGAAACAAGAGCUGCUGGAGUACAGAAGCGCUUUAGUGAAGCAGGUGUCUUCAGAGAGCCGCCGAGAGCCAGAGAAGAAGUCUGCGCCCAAAGCCUCAGCGACGGAGUCAAAGACCAGCCACCUGUCUCAGGCACAUUUAUUAGUCGGGGCUGUCAAGAGACGCAACUCGUCACAAUCGUCAGAAAACAGCAAGAAGCAGAAAGUGGACGGAACGUCGGAAGCAUCUGCAACAGGAAACGGAGACAGACUUACAGAACAGGAUGCAGAUUCAGCAGGAGGAAGAGGAAGGACGGCGGGCUCUGAGGAUCAACCUGCCGCUCCCACGAUGACCACGGCCUCAGCUCCCUUGAACUCCCCUCAGGGCGUCCUGCACCUGCCGUCUGCCGCCGUGUGCGUCGGCGUUUUACCGGGACUCUGUGCGUACUCUGGCAGCAGCGACUCGGACAGCAGCUCGGACAGCGAAGGUAGCGUGGACGCAAUCAUGUCGCCGUACCCGCGGCACAGCAGGGCCUACAGAUAGAAACACAACCGCUUUCACAAACGAAACCGUCUUUCAGAGCGGACGACCCGACACACCACACACAAAUCUCACACAGCCACCACUUUGGAGCGAUUAACAGCUCCGUUUUUAAACCAAAUCUGUUCAUUUGUUUGUUUUGUGGCUCUCAAAUUUUCCUUCAAUCACGUCUCACAGUUUAAUCGAGCCACCAAUCCCGCAACUGCCUCCCCCGACGACAUCCUGACCCUCACCGCGGCAGUGACUGACAGCUGCGGAGCGAGGAAGACUGCGUUAGACGGUCAUGACGCUCACCUCGCAGCUGUGAGCAGCAGAGGAGCGCCACACGCGCCUCGCUGUCGCUUCGGUGGAGCUCAGAGUCAGGAGGGUUUGGAAACUCUUUAUUUUGACUUUUCAUGUGUUUGUGAGUCUGGAGAAAUGCUCAACUCUUUGCUGCUGUCUCUGAAAAUAAAGUUCUCUCUGUUGUC
This is a messenger RNA of Oryzias melastigma (Indian medaka), 1420 nucleotides long. It is a transcript of the gene psme3ip1, whose product is annotated as proteasome activator subunit 3 interacting protein 1. The record is from RefSeq and is a predicted model, not a curated record. The coding region runs from base 114 to 956 and encodes 280 amino acids. Gene Ontology annotation, cellular component: nucleus. The transcript has 7 exons. Lineage: Eukaryota; Metazoa; Chordata; Actinopteri; Beloniformes; Adrianichthyidae.